CAGAGCGACGAGCCGACACACCACUUGAUCCGCAUUUAGUCUUUAGUUUUGCUUCUCUUACGUUGCGUGUUUAGUGUCGCGGGUGCAUCUCGUAACAAUCGCACAUAAAACUGCAAUUUAGAGCGCUGUUAAAAAACUUACAUAUAAUCCUAUUUCCGGAACUCGCCGUUAUCUACUGUGAAAAUGGAUAAUGCGCUCUCAGUUAACCCUGUGUCCACCUCUAUUUGGACUGUACUUUUCCUGUUGCAAUAUGUUCAGCACAUUUUGGGAAAGCAGCUCGCCCACGUCUCGCACUAUAACGCGGCAGCUACUCAACACUGCUCAGCCAUUGAUGUGAAGGAUAAAAUUGUGGAGCUGCAAUGUAAUGCCAAAUGUGCGGUCGAUAGUGUGAGGACUACCAUGGAAGAUCCGCAAAUCUGUUUUCAACAGUGCCAAGCGUCCAUUUAUCGUGAACCACGACGCGGUUUCUGCCCGAACAAGAGAAAUUUUACACUACCCGAACUCUCGCCAUUACAGCAGCUGAUCUGCCUCGACAACUGCCUGUACGACUCCGACUGUCCCUUGGUGCAGAAGUGUUGCGACAUUGGCUGCGGACCGGUUUGCGUCGAAGCGAUCGACGUGCGGGAGGAUGCAUUGUUGCCACCAAUACCGAAAAUCAUAUACUCCAAAUUGGGGCGCGGAAAUAAGGUGGAAAUCAGAAUUGAAUCUUCGGCAAAUUCUACCUACUAUUGUCAUGUGGAAGUGCGGUAUCAUUUCGGGGUAUCAUACGCUGAGCGAAAGCUUAGUCCGUGGCAAUGUCAACUGGUGGAGAAAAUUGCUGAGAUUUCGGAUGCACGCAGCAAAAGAAUUGAUAUAUCGUUUAACCUUAAACCUGGUUACUGGUAUCAGGCGCGUGUUGCGGCAAUUAAUGCAUACGGUUUCCGUGGCUAUUCUGAGCCCUCCAAAGUAUUUCGCUUAACGCAUAAUCCCAAGCCUCCCAAGUCUCCCGCUGAUGUGCAAGUGGUAUCCGCGCUUUUUAAUGGUCACCAUUAUGUGGUGAAAAUUGCUUGGUGCCCAUCAAAGUCGAAUUUGCCGAUUGAAAAGUAUAAAGUCAUAUGGUCGCUCUAUGUGAGAAAUAACGAUGAAUCAGUUAUAACGAAUGAAACAUACGUGAAAGAUGCACACUAUUUCGAAAUAAAGGAACUUUUGCCUGAGUCCAGCUACUACAUUCAAGUCCAAGCCAUAUCCAUAAAUGGCAGUCGACGUUUGAAGUCUGACAAGUGCUCAGUACUCUAUAACACGACCCAACCUGCGGAGCCCUACAGACCACUCAGGUGUUCGCAUCACGGUCAUGAACUAGAGCAGACUAUUGACACAAACAGUGAAAACCCCUUAUCACGAACCCAUGAAAGAGCGCCCAAGCCAAUUACCUUAGCAGUAUCAACUGUGCACGGAUAUGAAGUAAAUUAUCGGUUUAGUCGUAAGUUUGGCAUGAUUGUACACAUAACGGGAUUUUUACCACACAAGGAGAAGGUUUACGAAUUAUGUCCAAAAGAAAGCAAUUGUGAGCAGCGAGAAUAUAGCGCGAUAAGGGUGAAGCAAGAUGCAGUGGAAUUUAGCAGACUAAAAUUUGAUACCACUUAUGUGCUCAAAGCUUACAGAUCCAACUCUUUCGGCGAGUCAGCACGUGCAAUGAAUAGUUAUUUUUCAUUUACGACACCGAAAUGUGAGGCCUUCAAAAAUCGCUUUCCAAAAGAGACUUUAAAAUGUUAAUCUAACGUGUUCAAAUAUGUAUAAUACGUAUUAUUGAGUUUAGAAUAACAUCUUUUUAUUACGAAUUUACAAUAAAUUAGCUGACCAACCAUAUUUGGUCUUGAAAAAGGUA
Molecule: messenger RNA, 1864 nt
Organism: Bactrocera latifrons
Lineage: Eukaryota; Metazoa; Arthropoda; Insecta; Diptera; Tephritidae
Gene: Kal1
Product: anosmin-1
Exons: 7
Coding region: 184-1752 (522 amino acids)
Biological process (GO): neuron differentiation
Cellular component (GO): cell surface; extracellular region
Molecular function (GO): peptidase inhibitor activity; protein binding
Source: RefSeq, a predicted model, not a curated record